Messenger RNA from Microthlaspi erraticum, 492 nucleotides. Lineage: Eukaryota; Viridiplantae; Streptophyta; Magnoliopsida; Brassicales; Brassicaceae. The record is from the annotation of a GenBank genome assembly.
AUGGUACGGGAAUCAGAGGAACCUUCUGGAAAGGAAAUGGAGGAUACCGGAGAUUGUGGUUUUAACGAUGGAUCUUUGGAGAGAUUUCAUCAAAUCUCUCCAGAUCGGAUUUGUGUGAUAGGGGUGGUACGAGAAUCAGGGGAGCUCUCUGGAACGGAAAAGGAGGAUAUGGGAGAUUUGGGAAAUCAAGGAUCUCACGCGAGGAGCGGAGAGGAAUUAAUGAUUGGAGUCUUUGGAUCAAAAGCGGAGGAAGAAGAGAUUGGGGGUGGGGACGAAAUCUCCCAGUUAAGGCAAAUCCUGACUUUUGAUAGGAGACAUGAUCCUCGUCACAGACUUGUGAAGUUAUUGAAUGGUUGCUGUUCAAAAAGUAGACAGACUCUGCAAGAUUGGGCAACGCAAGAGCUCCGUCCACGACGGAAUCAGGAUGGAUUUGGGACAAUUGGUGGCCAGAGUAUCGACGGAUUAUGCCGAGGAACAGAAGAUCGCUUGUAG